Molecule: messenger RNA, 3382 nt
Organism: Gigantopelta aegis
Lineage: Eukaryota; Metazoa; Mollusca; Gastropoda; Neomphalida; Peltospiridae
Product: EGF-like domain-containing protein 2
Exons: 15
Coding region: 255-2408 (717 amino acids)
Source: RefSeq, a predicted model, not a curated record
ACAGUGCUCUACGAAGGAGACAGGUAUAUUUCCCAAACAAAACUCACCGUCUAAUAGGCGGUCAGUGUGAGGACCUUGGAACUCAUGAACGUCUUCUGAUACCUUAGGUUUUUAUAUGAAUAAAUGAUCGUAGAUUACAAUGGACGGUAAUCUUUGUAAGAGGCGUUGAUGACGACUCUGGAACUAGCAGAGGAGAUGUCUUGUCCAGGCACACUGACCAGUGAAACCAGACAUCUCUAAAGAACUCAAGCGACAUGACGAGACGAGCAGACGUCACUCACUUCUGGCUUGUCGUCAUAGAUGUCGUUCUGCACCUAACUUCAACUGCAGAAGGAUCGUGCACGUACAGCGUGUUUCAGGCCAAAGAGGGGCAGCAAGUUCACUAUAAAGGUCGUUAUCCUGGACCCGCUAGCCUUAGUCAGUGCAAGGAGUGGUGCGACACACUGCCUGGGACUGACGGCAAACCGUGCGUUGCCUUCGAUAGGAAAGGCGGCUACUGUUUUAAAUACACCACAAGCCAAACCCUUUCCAACCAUGCUGCUUCCAAUCACUACAUAAGAACAUGCACACCAGAUGCCUGCACCAUGUCGACAAGAACGUCAGGCACGGCGGGUACCAGCUCCUCUGUGGUGGCGGUUCCAAUGUCGUCGACGGGGGACUGUAGCGGGGUUUGCAAAUACCUUGGAGACUGCGAAGCCGUUUCUUACAACAACGGCGUCUGUAGCAUCUUCAGUGCAGUGACGUCGACGACACAGUCAGACAACGUCGACUACUACAAAACAACCUGCCGCAACGGUAACCGAUGUUGCAUGGAAACAACGACAGACAAGAAGGCUACUGAUGCCGCCGUAAUCACUCUACAACAGACAGUGGACUCGUGCGAGGCGGCUUGCCUCAACUACGACAACUGCGAAGCCGUCCACUACAAGAACAACGUCUGCUACUUUCACCUUGCCACCGCCACGUCGUCCGCCGACGUCGGAAGUACUUUCUCCACGAAAUCAUGUACCGGUGAUGCCACGGACGGUACAGCUACUAUCAUGCAGUCCUGUCCAGCAACGUCUGGCUCGUACAACUGUAAGCGCACGGGUCAAGAUUGCGCUAACGGCGGGACGUGUCAGGACGACGGAACUUGUGACUGUGACAGCAGUUUUAUUGGUCCUGACUGUCGUGUUGCAGCAGCUGUUACACAAAAUGCUAACCCACCGUGUACGAGCUCUGACACCUGUGGGCCGCCAAACAACGGGGUGUGUGGCAAGUCUAGCAACAAUGACGUCAUGUGCGUGUGUAACGCCGGGUGGGACGCGCAGUCGCAGACUGACCCGAAGUGCACGUCAGGUCGAUACAAAGUGGUGUGUUCUCAUGACCGGAUGAUCAUCAACAUCAACCCGUACGGCACAUUCACUGGACAGAUCUACGUCUGGAACAAACCCGACUGUACAAUCACCGACAACUACGACACCCUGUCGCCGUCACAGACGCAGUUCGUGGGAGGAAAAGUCAGAGAAAUUCUCCACAACGACGUUACGUGCGGGUCUGUCACACCAGUCAGCGAGAAUGGCGUCACCAAGUAUACGCGUGACGUGUUGGUGCUAUAUAAUCAAGAUUACGUGUCCUCGCUGGAUGAGGUCCUCACAGUCGAGUGUACCGUGGAUGAGAAUAACAACGUCUUCAGCUACGGCAUCGACACAAACGCUCUUGACAAAUCACAUCUGACAAACUCUAAAGCAGCCAACGAGUUACAACCAGUGUCGAUAGAGGUCAUGGUGGACGGAAUCCCGUUAACAGCUGGCAACAGUGUCAACGUGGGUCAAACACUCUCCUUUACUCUGUCUGUAGGGUCAGGACUAAGCACGCUCCUCCUGUAUGGUGUUAGAAUAGACAACGCGAUGGACUCUGAUAACCAGUUUCUCGAUCUCCUAGAAAACGGGUGUAAGAGCGUAACACGGGGUUCGGACAUCUGGGUGUCACUGCCACAGGACGUGGACGGUCCCAACAAGGUCAAGUUUGAAGUCAAAGUUUUCGUCUUCACCAAGUCUUCGACCUUGAAAGUGACCUUCACCACCCGAGUCUGCGCGUCUGUAUCAGACGCUCUUUGUACUCGCAUUCCCUGUUCUGGCAGCCAGUCCUCUGGGAGGAAGAAGCGUCUCGCUGGAGAAAUCAAAAACCAGACGACAAUUCUGGAAAAAACGUUCCAUGUGGCCUACCCUUCCACAUCAGGAGAAAGAGAGACACUGACUGACAAGAGAUCUGGUAAAGAGGUGUGUGAGACCAGUGACGUCAUGCUAGGCACCGUGUCGGCUCUGGCAGCACUGGUGGUCGUUCUAAUCGCACUGCUGGCUGGAAUUAUCAUCAUGCACACAAAGUCCCGAUCAUCCAGGAAAAUCAACAAGAAGCAGAGGAUGUAAAGUGCAUAGAGUUAUCCCCCAUAUUUCACUCUCUCAAGAAGUGAAAGGCAGCAGAAACCAAUCGACUAGUAUACAGCUUAUUGCUUAUAUUUGAUAUCUGUUAUAUAUUUAACCAGAGUAUUUGUCAAACACUUGUUAUCAACACUGUUUUGGUAGCUAUUCACAACAACACGGUUCCACGACAUUAUCAAAGUAUUUAAGAGGGAUACAGGCUAGAUGGUUUGAAUUCAUACGUAUAGGUUUAUGGUUUUAGUGGCAGUCUUCUCUGUGUUGUUGCGUGCACCCUAAAGAUAUUUAGCUUGGAACACACCAAUAAGAAUAAUUGCACUUACCGUCAUUAUCGUAAUUUACGUCUUGCUUUUCUUGAUAGUGGUAUAUUUUGUAAUCACAAUUUUAUUGUCUUUAUUUUAGUCAUGUUAUUAUAAUCAUUAUGCCUCUUUUAUUGUGAUAAAUCUCAUUAUGAACAUUUAUAACAUUUUCUUGAUUUUCGUAAAUAUUAUUAAAAUUGAUCUGUCCUGUUUUCAAUUAUGUAAAAUCUUAUGAAAAAAAACCCCGCUAUGGUCAUGUUUCUUUUAUUUUAUGCAAACUGUAAAGUCAGUUUAAAGUGUACCUAUUUCUAUUGACUUUGUUGCGAAUUUAUAUACAUACCAGCCAGAGGCGGAUAUAGCUGGGGGUGUGACAGUUAUAAUUUUAUUAUAUAUUGAUUUUCUUCUCCUUUUUUUACGUCAGAGAAGGGGAGAGGGAGGGUGAAUUUUGUGGAUCCGCCACUGCCAGGAAACACCCUCCAAAAGUUAAUGUGUUUAUACAUUACAUUAAAGGUGUCACUGCAUUGAUCGUUUUAUAAGUAAGUUUUAAAAAUACGCUGGCUUCCUUCCAUGAUUAUAGAUUUCUCCGACCCUGUUUCUAAUGUCGUACAUUUCUGUGGUCCUAUUCCUUUUACAUUACAGAUUUCUCCGACACUGUUUGCGUCGUUC